Stylonychia lemnae is the source of this 1293-nucleotide messenger RNA. Lineage: Eukaryota; Ciliophora; Spirotrichea; Sporadotrichida; Oxytrichidae. The record is from the annotation of a GenBank genome assembly.
AUGCUUAAAGUUGGUGAAGGUGCUGAUGAAUUGUUUUUUGUAGCAGAACCGACAGUUGUGUUCCAUAUUAUUACUUAAACUUAGAUCAAGGAUAUUAAUGAUCUAAAAUCCUAAUUGAUUUCGAAAACAACAAAUAUCCCAGAAAUGAGAAGUAAAAUAGUAAAGAUCUUUAAUUCCCACUAUUUAAAGAUGUUUAAUCUAGAAGAUUUCACAAGAUUACUAAACAGCGCUAUUUCUGAAAUUGCCGAGGAUUUUCAAAAUGAAUAAGAUUUAUGCAACUUUAUCGCUACGAAGGUAAAUAAGAUAAUUCCAAAGGACACUCUUCAGUACAGAAUUCUUGUAAAAUAAGACUUUAACAAGAAUUAGUCAGCUGUAGUAUUUGUAUUUCAUCAUGGAAUUUGCGAUGGUGUUGGAUUUCUUAAUUUUCUCGGUGCUAUCUAAGAUCAAUUUGACAUUAAAGCAUUACCUUAUGUAAGGGAAAGAACAUUGAAGGAUUAAAUCUCAAGAUACUUGAAAAUUCCCACUGGGGUAUUCUAUUAAAAGUAGAGUUAAUCUGCCAAAAUACAAAGGUCCUAAUUAUUCUAAUAAUCCAAUAAUAAUCUAACCGAGUAUGUAAUAUCCAAUGAUUAUAAACUAGAUGAACUGAAAGCUUUAUCAAGGGCGUUUAACAGCUCAAUAAAUGAACUCCUCAUUGCUGCAAGCAUUAUUGCUAAUCAAAAGCUCGCAAAUAUUUAUGGAUUUGAUGAUUUCAAUAUAUAUGAUGUGCUCAUAGCUAUCAAUUAAAGAUCUCCAUUGACUAAGCUCUCAGAUUUUACCAUGCUUAAUUAAUCCUUAUGUUAUAACUUGAUUGUCAAGCUCAAACAUCAAGACUUGUUUCAGGAAAAUAAUAUCACUUAAGUUCUUCCUAAAAUUCUAACAAUUUUUUAAUCAGAGUUAUAAAGAGUCAAGGAAGAUGAUAGAGAGUUAGCUUUAUAGUAUUAUGGAAAGUUUUUCACUUGGUUUAUGCCAGAUUCGAUAAUUCCUAUAAUAGCCAAGAAUUUUAAUAAUUCAUUAAAAAGAACUUGGUCCAAUCUGAAUGGAUCAAGCAAGCCUAUCAAGAUUGCAGGGUCAUACUCUGAAAAAAUAUUUUUUUCCUCAUUUCUUAGAGAAGAAGAGUACUAUAUAGCAAAUGUACUUUCUCACAAUGGAUGGAUAAGAUUAGCUAUUAUAGGAAGAAAUUAAAACUUCAAAUUUUUGGAUUUUAUUUAGUAAUUCAACCUAGUGAUGGAAGAAUUGAUGAAUGGAAAAAAGUGA